GAAGAUAAUUUAAUAUUCAUAGAUUCAUUCAAUACACAUAAAUUUUCUAAAAAUAAACGUAGCUACCUACCAAAAGACUCAAAACAAACAAGGACCAUGUUCAUUUUCUACAUCCAUAACUCCUCAAUCCCCUGAAACACACUCUGUUUUUAACUUAGUUCAACUUCAAGCAUGAACAAAAUCUAUCAGAAACUCUUCUAUGGCGGUUCUAAUCAACAACAGAAGCGGUUUAUGUUCUCCAAGAAAGCUAAAGUUUCAUGCUUAGUGGCGGCUUCUUUUUGUGCUUUUGCUGUCUGGACUGUGAGUCACUUCUGCAUAAUAAAUACGUAUUUGCAGGCAUUUCGAUUCCAUUCUUCCACAAAGAUAGACUUCGCAACCAAGAAGAUUAUCUUCUCGGAUGUAUAAAAGGAAAAUCUUUCAAGAAAACAUGUCCAAAAGAUUACCCUACAAAACAUAACCCAACAAAUCAAAAUAGCAAUAUUUGUCCUUCAUAUUUUAGAUGGAUCCAUGAAGAUCUAAAACCAUGGAAAGAAAAAGGGAUCACAAAGGAUAUGUUGGAAAAGGCAAAAAAGACAGCAAAUUUCAAACUUGUGAUUGUGAAAGGGAAAGUGUAUGUGGAAAAGUAUAGAAAAUCAAUUCAAACAAGAGAUUUUUUUACUUUGUGGGGUAUUUUGCAAAUAUUAAGGUUGUAUCCUGGGAAAUUGCCUGAUUUGGAACUUAUGUUUGAUUGUGAAGAUAAGCCUGUUGUUCCUUUGGAUAAGUUUCAUGGCCCAAAUGCUAAACCACCUCCUUUGUUUAGAUAUUGUUCAGAUCAAUGGAGUUUGGAUAUUGUGUUUCCAGAUUGGUCCUUUUGGGGAUGGGCAGAGACAAAUAUAAAGCCAUGGGAAAAUACCCUAAAAGAUAUAAAAGAAGGGAACAAAAAGACCAAUUGGAAGGAUAGAGUACCUUAUGCUUAUUGGAAGGGUAACCCUUAUGUUUCUCCAACUAGGCAAAAUCUUCUACAAUGCAAUGUUACAUUAGAAAAUGAUUGGAAUACUCUCCUAUACAUACAGGACUGGGUACAAGAAUCCAAUCAAGGUUACAAGAAAUCUAGCUUAGGAGAUCAAUGCACUCAUAGGUACAAGAUAUACAUAGAAGGAUGGGCUUGGUCAGUUAGUGAGAAAUACAUUUUAGCAUGUGAUUCCAUGACAUUAUUUGUAAGAUCAAAUUACCAUGAUUUUUUCAUAAGGGGCAUGGUGCCAUUACAACACUAUUGGCCUAUUAGAGACAGUAGUAAAUGUACCUCUCUUAAGUUUGCUGUGGAAUGGGGCAACAAUCACACUCAUAAGGCACAAGAAAUUGGAGAGGCUGGUAGCAAAUUUAUACAAGAGGAUUUAGACAUGAACAAUGUAUACAAUUACAUGUUUCAUUUACUAAAUGAAUAUGCAAAGCUUUUGAUGUUCAAACCAACUAUACCGCGAGGCGCCGUGGAAUUUUGUCCUGAAAAAUUAUUGUCAUGUACUAACGGUAACAAAAGGAUGUUCAUGGAAGAAUCAAUGGUGAAGGUUCCUAGUGAUUCAAAUCCAUGCACUAUUCCUCCUCCAUAUGAUCCUUUAAGUUUACAAGAAUUUUUAGAGAGAAAAGCAAAUUCAACAAAGCAAGUAGAAAUUUGGGAAGAUGAAUAUUGGCAGAUAAAAGAAGGGGCAAUAGUAUAGGCAUAGUUUUGUUUAUUUUUGGACAGUAUUGCAUAGUUUUUAUUUAUUUUUGGACAAUAUUAGCAUAGCUUUUACUAUUUUUUAGUAGAAAUUUACAUUCAUAUUCUUCUAUGAACUCUGAUUAAUGUAUAUGCAAUUGCUACAAGAUUAAAGGGAUGAUGAUAUGGGGACAGUUACCUGAGCUGAACCGUUACAACAGUUUGAUAUAAAAUCAAAUCUUUUAAAGA
This is a messenger RNA of Trifolium pratense (red clover), 1921 nucleotides long. RefSeq names its product protein O-glucosyltransferase 1-like. The record is from RefSeq and is a predicted model, not a curated record. The transcript has 6 exons. NCBI's taxonomy places the organism in Eukaryota, Viridiplantae, Streptophyta, Magnoliopsida, Fabales, Fabaceae. Bases 258 to 1694 code for a protein of 478 amino acids.